UAAAACUUGUUUUGAUUCAUACGCACGACCACAAGUCACAACACUGGCUCAAUACAUUACUCAGCAUCUCAAUCUGCAGCCUAGUCUGUGUCGUGAAGCACGUUUGAGUACACGUUUCUGGCUUCAAUUUGUUUUAAUUAUCGAUCUCUAGUCAAUUUUUAUAUUUUAUUCUGGAAUACCUCAAUAAUUAAGUGUAAACAUUGUUUAUGCAAGUUUUUGGUUUACAAGCAACAAUGUGUUUUUUGUUAAAAGUUUUUGUCGCAUUUUUAUUCAUCUGCUCGUCGAUCGCAAAAAAUACAUCAGACGUCAUUGGAUUUCCGGAAUCGGAAGAAAAUCCUGACUUGAAAAAUAAAGAAAAUCGUCAACCUGUAUUCUUACCAGCAAUGUGUCCGGUCAAUGAGUUAUUCUAUCCGGGAGAUCAGAAAGACGAUUGGAUAUGCGAUUGCAGACCAGCGCACUUGUACCACCCGGCGUCAGAUUUGUGCUGGCCAGCUUUCCGACAAGGCCCAUGUCCAGAAGGGCAGUAUCUAACUUUACCACAAGACUCUCCGAUACCAGUAUGCCAGAACAAUCCAUGUGCCAUCGACAGGCAAGUACAGUGGAAUGGAAAAUGCGAGGUUCUAGGGAACUCGGCACCUUGUAACCACUUGUUCCCCACUCCGGCUGCACUAGGAGUCAACGCCACGACACUGGUAGUCAGCUGUGUGCGAUUGUCUUUCAAUAACCGGUUUACUGAACGCGUUACCACCUCUGUUUGUCCGCCUGGAUGCAAAAGGAGCAUCAAUGGUAAAUGUCCUGUUAUAUAUUAAUAAAUAUUAAAAAAAUUACUGA
Messenger RNA from Manduca sexta (tobacco hornworm), 831 nucleotides. RefSeq lists its product as uncharacterized. The transcript has 3 exons. Bases 207 to 809 code for a protein of 200 amino acids. NCBI's taxonomy places the organism in Eukaryota, Metazoa, Arthropoda, Insecta, Lepidoptera, Sphingidae. The record is from RefSeq and is a predicted model, not a curated record.